Aspergillus homomorphus CBS 101889 is the source of this 785-nucleotide messenger RNA. RefSeq lists its product as uncharacterized. NCBI's taxonomy places the organism in Eukaryota, Fungi, Ascomycota, Eurotiomycetes, Eurotiales, Aspergillaceae. The transcript is spliced from 2 exons. The record is from RefSeq and is a predicted model, not a curated record. Bases 333 to 662 code for a protein of 109 amino acids.
CAGGUCACCCCCAUAGAUGACGGGCUAGACUACAGCGAUUUCGAAAUGGGUUCACACACCAAAGUGCGAGGAAUCAGCUACUAUCUACCCAGCGGGCCCCGUGGGAAGACCGAACACCCAUGGCACUAAUCAACCCACGCUCAUGGAACGGCAAUGGCCAAUAUGAUUCUGCGUAUCCACCCCUGGAUCCAUCUGCUCGUCCUUGGGAUCGAGGAUGGCAUCUCGUACGCGAAGCCAAACACUCCUUCGCGGACCAUCAAUCCGAACAGCGUAGCCCACGCCGUCGAGGUCGCGAUCAUCCAUAAAGUCGAUAUUAUUUCCAAGUCGUGGACAUGCGCAGGAGCAUGAACAAGCUGCGCAGCUCGAACCGCGGCCUACGGAUUGACCAGGGGCUCAAGAAGCCAAUGGACGAGCCAGGUAUGACGCGCCUAGAGAAAGCGAUUGCUCGCGCGGCGAGGGACAAAGGGAUCCCGAUGGUGUGUUGGGCGGCCGACGAUAUCGAAAUCCUCGCCAUGGACACCUUGCCUUACGGUGCGGCCCGAGAACAGGUCUUCCGCAUUGGCGCCUUGGACUCGCGACUGCAGCGAGACCCCCCGGCCGAGGACAAGCACGCCAUCUCUUCCUGCCGCAGACCACAGUCGAGCAAACCGCCCCCAAAUUGACCAAGAACGUUUGUUCGUAAGAUGAUGAUCAUUCCCCUUCUAUUUGGGUGUAUAUAUAUAAUUCUUAUCUGCUCAACUGUACUGAACCACACGCCAGAAGAUUAAAAGACUGGUGCUUACGAG